Molecule: messenger RNA, 815 nt
Organism: Chelmon rostratus (copperband butterflyfish)
Lineage: Eukaryota; Metazoa; Chordata; Actinopteri; Chaetodontiformes; Chaetodontidae
Product: M-phase specific PLK1 interacting protein
Exons: 2
Coding region: 123-560 (145 amino acids)
Source: RefSeq, a predicted model, not a curated record
GCAGAUGUGUGUGUUUCCGGUUCGAGCACAUUGUUUUGUUGUGUUUGUGAUCUCCAGCAGCGGGAGUCUCAGGCGGUUCUUGUCCGGGUAUCAGCCGUCUCUUUGCUUUUCCAGCCGAACAGAUGUACCGAGCUCCGCUCAGGCCUCAGCGAAGUCCCGGCGAUCCGCGGUCGGCUGGAAGGUUUCCCUCCCCGGCUUCCUGCUGGGGCUUUCCUGGGGCUCGCUCCCCCUACGGAGGCUCCGGACACCGCGGUGGAUCUCCCCGGGGAGGCGCCGCUUACUCUCCGGGUUCUCCGUUCUACUCUCCGGGUUCUAACCGAGGUUACUGGGACGGUUCUCCGGCCGGGCUCAACAGUGGGUCCCGGGGGUUCGGAGGGCAGAUGCGGCGAAGGGGCGGCGGUUUCCGGCGGCCUCAGUCCUUCAGUCCCGCCUCGGCUCAGAAAUUCCAGUCUGCAUCUUCAGACUCUUCAGUGGAGAAAUAUUUCACUCCGUCGAUGCUGCAGGAUCCCUGGGCGGCGCUGCAGCCGGUCGUAGCUGCAGACAGACAGACGGCGUCCUGACAGUGAAGAAUCAGAACAAUGAAACCACGAGAAACCGGCUCGUCCUCCUGAGCGCGCUCAGUCACCAGCAGUCUGUUCUUCGGCAGCUUCGUCAUUGAAAUGAUUUCAGGGAUCAAACUCUUUGAUUUGGUUCAAAGUUUUUAACAAAGUCUUUUAUAAUAAUUUUUAAACUAAAUCCGAUUCUUGUUCACGUUUUAUUCACAGACUGUAAAGAAAAGUUCAGUUUGCUUUAUUUUAGAAAAUAAAAAAUGGAAA